Dromiciops gliroides (monito del monte) is the source of this 1713-nucleotide messenger RNA. RefSeq names its product pleckstrin (gene PLEK). Gene Ontology annotation, cellular component: plasma membrane. The record is from RefSeq and is a predicted model, not a curated record. Gene Ontology annotation, biological process: intracellular signal transduction; actin cytoskeleton organization. Lineage: Eukaryota; Metazoa; Chordata; Mammalia; Microbiotheria; Microbiotheriidae.
UGUAGCUGCAGAGACAACUGACUCUGGGGAGCAUCUAGGGGACAUGGAACCAAAGAAAAUCAGAGAAGGUUACCUUGUGAAAAAGGGCAGCAUGUUCAAUAGCUGGAAACCCAUGUGGGUUGUGUUGCAGGAAGAUGCUAUUGAAUUCUACAAGAAGAAAAGUGACAACAGUCCCAAAGGAAUGAUCCCUUUAAAAGGAAGUACUCUUACCAGCCCCUGUCAAGACUUUGGUAAAAGAAUGUUCGUGUUUAAACUCGCCACAACCAAACAGCAAGACCACUUUUUCCAGGCUGCCUACCUGGAGGAGAGAGAUGCCUGGGUGAGAGACAUUAAGAAGGCUAUUAAGUGCAUUGAAGGAGGCCAGAAAUUUGCUAGGAAAUCCACCAGGAGGUCCAUUCGACUGCCAGAAACCAUUGACUUAAGUGCCCUAUAUUUAUCCAUGAAGGAUGCUGACAAAGGAGUGAAGAACUGAAGCUGGGAGAAGGACAAGAAGGUGUUCAACCACUGUUUUACAGGUAACUGUGUGAUUGACUGGCUAUUAUCUAAACAAUCUGUUCGAAAUCGUCAGGAAGGUCUCAUGAUAGCAUCUUCACUGCUAAAUGAAGGUUUCCUACAGCCUGCUGGGGACUUAUCCAAGAAUGCAGUUGAUGGAACUGCUGAAACCUCCUUCCUUGACAACCCUGAUGCUUUUUACUACUUUGCAGACAGUGGGUUCUUCUGUGAAGAGAAUUCCAGUGAUGAUGAUGUGAUUUUGAAGGAAGAAUUCAGAGGAAUAAUCAUUAAGCAAGGGUGCCUACUGAAGCAGGGGCAUCGAAGAAAGAAUUGGAAAGUGAGGAAGUUCAUUCUGAGGGAGGACCCUGCCUAUUUACACUACUAUGAUCCUGCAGGGGGAGAAGAUCCACUAGGGGCAAUUCAUUUGAGAGGCUGUGUGGUCACUGCAGUGGAGAAUACCCCUGAUGCUAAGAAGAGUGGUGACGAAAACCUUUUUGAGAUCAUCACAGCUACUGAAGUUCAUUAUUUCUUACAAGCUGCCUCCCCUCAGGAGCGCACGGAGUGGAUCAAAGCCAUUCAGGUGGUCUCCCGGACUGGGAAGUGAGAAGGAACCUUCAGCUCCAACACAAUUUCCACAGGCUCAGUCAUCCAGGCCUCUCCUGGGGCCAUCCAAACAGGAGGAAAGGAAGACCUAAACAGAGGGGAUUCUGAAUGUAACUAGCCCCUAUCUGAUGAUUCCUUUGUUCUUACUUUCACCCAGCUCCUUUGUCUAUCAGCCUUCCUUGCUCAGGUACAACCACCUUUGUGACCACGGGCAAGUCAGUUAUCCUCUUCCAUGCCUGGUAUCCUCACCUGCAAGAAGAUGGAGAGGACUAAUGUCUAAUGAUCAUAAUAGUGAUGGAUACCUUUUCAACAAUGGGUAUGAAGUGGCUACCCUUUGAACAAAACAAAUGGCCUUCCUCUGUUAGAUGAGAACACACAGCUGCUUCCAAAUGUGUUAUAUACCUGAGAAAAUGCUUCCUUCUCAAAAAUCCUGAAAAAUGAGUAAUGAGUGACUAGUCCAUCAACACUUUUUUCCUUAACUUAUUCUGCUCUCUCCCUCUUUCUAGGGGACAAUAGUAAGGUGUAUUUAAUCAGUUUGUCUUUUUUAACCUGGGUGGAGGUGUUUGUAGACCUGUAUUAAAAAAGACUCUCAUUUCAUUGGUUGAAAGCCUCACUAGA